UCAUGAUCAUCAUCAGCGCGGGGCUCGCUGCCGAUUCCCGCCGCCGCGCUCAGCUUAAGUCCGCGGGGGCGCGAAUGCCCAGCGACGACAAAACCGAACAUCUGCUGUUGCACCGUGGUGGCCUGUCGGCUCCCAGCUCCCGGCCUGGGGGGGGGGGGGUCGAGAGGUGGGGGGGGGGCGCGCAUCGCCCCCCGACCACACUAACGUCCGAGAACGACGAUCGCCGCCGCCCUCUUCUUCAAGUCGGUCCUCGCCUUGAUCUCCACCACAAAGAGCCGGAGGGACGGGUCUGCCGCCGACUCCGCGGUGGCCGACCAGCCGCCACCCUGAGCCGGGGCCGCUCGAGCUGCAUGGGGGCCGAAUCGGCCCACUCGUCGUCCAGCACGUCCGACACCUCCUCCCUGGCAGCGGGCCCCUCCUCCAGCGGCACCUGCACGAGCAUUGAGGCCCCUGCCCGCACUGCCAACAUCAGCGCCUCCUCCACCAUCCGCCGCAGCGGGGGACGCUUCCGCCGCUCGCCUAACAGCGAAGGCUUGGCGUCGACGCCGCCGCCGCGCCGUCCGCGCCGCCGCAGCGGCAGGCCGCGCAGCAAGCGGCGCGUCGUCGUCGGGGGCAACCGCACCAGUAGGCUUUCGGCCGCGGCCGUCCGCGGCGGCCGCUCCCCGCACGCGAAGAGCGUGGCGGAAAUGGCCACAUCGUGACGGCCGCAACCGUGCGGCGCGGCGCCCCAGCCGGAACUGCGGCCCGAACGGCGGCCUCCACGGGAGAGGCGCCGACGGCCGAGGGAACCCCUCUAGGCCCCGACAUCCCGUAGCUGCGCCUCGCCGGGAAGGGGACGCGCGCGGGCGAGGCCGUGCGAUCGCUUGAACU
Molecule: messenger RNA, 870 nt
Organism: Prorocentrum cordatum
Lineage: Eukaryota; Dinophyceae; Prorocentrales; Prorocentraceae
Source: the annotation of a GenBank genome assembly